Molecule: messenger RNA, 3383 nt
Organism: Esox lucius (northern pike)
Lineage: Eukaryota; Metazoa; Chordata; Actinopteri; Esociformes; Esocidae
Product: protein APCDD1
Exons: 7
Coding region: 647-2200 (517 amino acids)
Biological process (GO): negative regulation of Wnt signaling pathway
Cellular component (GO): plasma membrane
Molecular function (GO): Wnt-protein binding
Source: RefSeq, a predicted model, not a curated record
GUUCAGGGACCAUGCCAUUACAGACAGAAAUAUUCAGGGACCAUACAAUAACAGACAGAAAUAUUCAGGGACCAUACAAUCACAGACAGAAAUAUUCUCGGAGUCUUUACACUCCCACGCCCCUUAAAACGCAUCAGAUGGAGGCGACCUCUUUCUGUACCCCGGCUGUCCUCUUUUACACACGAGGACGCACAGUUCAGACUCAGACGCAGAGAACAUUACGGCUAAUGAAAAACUCUGACAGGAUAAAGUUGCAUUCUCCGUGGUUUCCGCAGGACUGUAACAGGAGCAUGCUAAUCAGCAUUUUUAUUAUCCUGUUUCAUUUAGAGACAAAGAAAAACAUAUAGGCAAAUUCUGAGGUCGAUUUAAUCGGUUGGAAUAUAAAACAAGACGCACUUGAACUUUGGGUCGAUCGGUGAAAAGUCGACAGAUACUUUGAAGUCUAUAUAGAACUAAUAGUGUAAUUCCAUCCAAUUACAAAACAUUUGGUUUGAUAGCAAUUCAAACAAAUUAUUUCACACGCAGCAUUUUUGUCGGACACUCAGCCUACUGGACAUCAUUGAUUCACACGGAUAGAGAAUGUUGGAUUGCAUCACGGAUUUACUGCGGACGCGCGGCUAAGUCGACGGACAAAACGAAGCCCAUUAUGUUUCCAACGUCAACUGGAAUGGGGUCUUUCAUGGUAUUUCUGUUAAUUGCGAUCUUUGGUCGGGCUGAGGGGUCCCUGGAGUAUUCUGGCAGCAGAUCCAGCCGCCUGUCGUCCCUGGAGAAACCAUUUGGUCGUCCUGCCAAGGGGUCCCAGUGUCACCACAUGCUGAAACAUCUCCACCACGGAGCUCGCAUUACCGUCCAGAUGCCCCCCAACAUCGAGGGCCACUGGGUCUCAACCAGCUGUGAGGUGCGUCCCGGCCCAGAGUUCCUGACGCGCUCAUACCGAUUCUUCCCCAACAACACGUUCCAGGCCCACCAGUUCUACUAUGGAGACAACCACUGUACCAGCCCCACCUACACUCUGGUGGUGCAGGGCCGGCUGAGGCUACGGCAGGCUUCCUGGAUCAUCAGGGGAGGCACAGAGGCUGACUACCAGCUACACCGCACCCAGGCGGUGUGUCACACCGCAACGGUGGCCAAGGACCUGAGUCAGCGGUUGAACCAGAGCUGUCGCGGCACGUUGAGGAGCAAAGCACCCUGGGAACCCAACGUGAGCUACGAGCUGUGGAGUGAGGAGGCCAGCUGUGACUGCUCCAGUGAGCUCAACUUCUCCAUGCAUGAGCUUCAGCUGCUGCGUGUGGAGAAACAGUACCUCCAUCAGAACCUGGAUCACCUGGUGGAAGAGCUGUUCCUGGGGGACAUCCACACUGAGCGCGCCCAGAGGAUGUUCUACAGGCCAUCUAGCUACCAGGCGGCUUUACAGAACGCUAAGAACCACGACCAGGGCUGCAUCGCCUGUCGCAUUAUCUACCGCUCGGACGAGUUCCACCCUCCCAUCCUGGUCCCGCGGCCAGACCUGACGGUCGGGCUGUACGGCCAAUGGGUGAGCCAGCGCUGCGAGGUCCGCCCCGAGGUCCUCUUCCUCACCCGCCACUUCGUCUUCCAUGACAACAACCACACGUGGGAGGGUCACUACUACCAUUACUCCGACCCCAUCUGCAAGCACCCCACCUUCAGCAUCUACGCCCGCGGGAGGUACAGCCGCGGGACGCACUCCAGCCGGGUGAUGGGAGCGACGGAGUUCGUCUUCAAAGUGAACCACAUGCGUGUUAUGCCCAUGGACCAGGCCACCACGUCUCUCCUCAACGUGUUCAGUGGUAAUGACUGCGGGGCCCAGGGCUCCUGGGAGGUGGGCGUGGAACAGGACGUCACGGUAACCAAUGGCUGUGUGGCCCUGGGCAUCCGCCUACCGCACACCGAGUACGAGCUCUUCAGGAUGGAGCAGGACACCCACGGGAGGUACCUCCUCUACAACGGCCAGAGGCCCUCCGACGGGUCCAGUCCCGACCGGCCCGAGAGGAGGGCCACCUCGUACCAGACGCCCCUGGUCCAGUGUUCCGCCAGCAGCGUGAGGUCGGAGGUCGCGGGCGCUGAGGACGGGGACCAAUCCCUGAGGCAGAGCAACGGGGCGGCGGCGGGGAGGCGGAGGGAAACGGGAGUGGUCCUGAGCUCCCUGGUCGCGGUGCUGUGGGGCCAACGCCACUGCUAGGACUGCGGGCGGAACCGAUGGGGGUUCUGGAAGCGGUGGAACGUGGGUUCCGUGGAGCCACACGACACGGACUUGUAAAUAGAGACGCAGGGAUUCCAGCAGGGGGUUGGAAACAACCUGUGACAGCAGGGACUCCACAGAACGGCCUUCAGCCCGCAGGGAGAGCAUGUUGACCUUUGACCCGGACACACUUAGAACUUCUAGAAUGUACCUUUAACGCCAUCGGGAGGCGAGGGGGGGUCUACGACGAGGAGCGAGAGACGAGGAGGAGAGCGGAGACUGUUCUCUUUGACUUUCGUUAGCGCCAAAGCCACUGCCGUGCCACCCGACUGCACUUUACUGGCGUGGAAACGGGGAAAUGCAUUAAUCUGUGGGUGAAUCCCAAAUGGUAUCCUGUUCCACAGAGGGCACUACUUCUGAGCAGGGUUCAUAGGGAGCAGGGGAACCUUGGGGACGCCGUUUCAUACGGAAAUGUCUUCACAAAAUAUCACGUUUCUUCUUGGUACUACAAGUGGAUGAACUACGGUACACAUAAACAUGUAAAAACAUUUAAAGUGUUAUACAGUAACUAUUUGCUCUCACAGGGAGGAUAAACGCAACAGAUUUAGGAUUCAGGGUUAAAGGGAAAUACAUUAUCUGUACAUUAUCAAUAUAUUAGGACUACUGACAGAUAUACAGUAUGAAGAGAUUAGCAAAAAUCAUUCCCUUUUACAAAUUCCCCUCAUUCCCCCAGAGGAUUCAGAUUUUCUGCGAAUUCCCCCUCCGAAUUACAGGAAAUCAAACCAGUUUGUGACUUUACCAGAUUUUUGCAAUCCUACAGACUUCCAGGACAAACAUAACAUCACCCUGUUUUAUGUCUCCAACUUAUCCUUACAAUUAAAAAAAUUACUAAAAAAGAAAUUUCAUUUUUGGCCGUAAUGUUUGCAGAGGUUUUACCAAACACUUUAAAUUCACAUCCAGCGCUGAGAUAAAAAGCUCAAUCUGCACUGGAAGGUUUUUAAGUCAUUCCAAUGCAAAAUAUUUAGAUAGUGUCUUGAAUACAACCAGGUUAAGUUCAUUACGGAUCUCAGGAGGUUGUGAGUAUGAUACAAUGUUUUUCAUGACACCCUAUAGAGCACCACAUUCUGAAAACGAUUCACAGUAAUUGUAGAUAAUUUACUUGUUUACCACUGAAAACCAGAAG